AUGGGUGAGAAUGCCACGUGCAAAAAGGCCGAUUUGUGGCUGACCCUCGGCCAUCAUGUGAAACUAACGGUGCCUCUAGAGAUCCUAAUCGACCAACUGAUAGGAAAAAUAAAAUGGUGGUUUUUAUCAAGGGUUCGAGGGAGGCCCCACAGGGAGUCCCUGUUACUACAAACUCUCUCCUACUUCAGCCUUCUCCCUUCUCCUUCACACACGUCACGCUAUCUUGUGUUUGAGUUCUGCACAGAACUUGACCUAAUAAUGGCGGUCACGUCCAAGGGGAAGUGUAUUUUGGCGCCAGAUACGCCAGCCAAAUUUGUGGCUCCUGAGAAUUCAAGCAGUAUAGAGCUUUUGGGAUUAAGUGGUAAAUCAGAGUGCAUCAUGUUGGGGUUAUCAGGGAGGAGGAGGAGGAGGAGGAACGAAGGGAAGAGUUCGAGAAAGACGAAGCACCGUCCUAAAGUCCUUGAUAAAGCUAAAAUUGGAAAACAUGCUUCGACUCCUAAACAUAUAAUAUUGCCUAUAACCCCCAACCUCUUUACCCCAAAGCGCCGGGCCAAUCUUUUGAGACACAUUGAUCCCGUAAAUAUUCUCGAUUCUACUGAAAAAUCUAGCAGAAGAAGAAUCGAUUUCGACAUCGGUUGUUGCAGCUCGAAUCAGAGUGAAAAUGUUUAUGAUGGCAGAAAAAGUAAUCGAUUCACUGCCUUGGGAGUUUACAGAAGAAUAUUGAGGCCAAAUGAGUGUUUGAAGAACAGUAGAAAGUUGGGUCCGAAUUUUCCAUUUAUAUUCAAGAAACCCAGGAUGAGGCGGCUAAAACCAAUUGCGUUUGAUAAGCUUCUUCUGCUUCUUCGUACGUCUCCAAUUGCUCAGGAAAUGAAAAUUAAGCCGGUGGACUUGGAUCAGAUUAUGAGGAAUAGAAAGACAAGGCCUCGAACAUUAAACCAAAGGAAAUCGAAAUUCCCCUGGGUCACAACUGAAUGUGCCGCGCUUGAAAAAUCCACAUUGAAUUUGACAUGGAAGGCUAGAAAGGGAAGAUGUAAGACAUCCACUCGUGAAAGCAAUUUAUCAUCAUUCAUCAAUGAUCUUUCCCUGUUACAGUUCUCCGACUCUUUUCUUUCAAGAGUAUCUGCUAUCAGAGUUGCUAUCAGAGUAGCCGAAGACUAUUCUUCAGCUUGUGUGGAAGCUCAAAAUGGUGGUUCAGAUGUGGAAACACCACUUUUCGUGGGUCUGUGCGGUGUUGAUGAUGUGGAUCUCGGAGAGAGCCAAAUUUGUGAAGACUAUUCUUCAGCUUGUGUGGAAGCUCAAAAUGGUGGUUCAGAUGUGGAAACACCACUUUUCGUGGGUCUGUGCGGUGUUGAUGAUGUGGAUCUCGGAGAGAGCCAAAUUUGGGAUGAUUUUACAAAAGCUCUAGUUGAUUUUGCUACUCGUAAGGUGGAGUGUUUAAACCUCAAUGUGCCAACUCAAGAACUCAUACUAAAACAUGAUCUUAAUCCUGAGAGAGAAGUUCUAGAACUCGUACCAAAAGUUGAUCUCACUCCUGAGAGAGAAGAUGACGAGGCAACAAAUUAUUGGAAGGAGGAAAGGGAAUUAUAUGAAGGACGGUUCGACGAAUUCAUUGCCAUCUUGUAUCACAUUCAAGGAAGUAUGAAGUACUCGGCCUGGAAAGGCUCCAUUGUUGAUUCAGUGGUCGGAGUCUUUCUGACUCAAAAUGUUGGUGACAACCUUUCCAGUGGUGCCUUUAUGUCUCUUAGAGAGAGAUAUCGGCCUCUGCAUAUGAGUGAGGACAUUGGUAAUGAUGGUAAAAGUGAAAUUGUCAUUCAUAAUAGUGAAAAAGUGAAAAUAGCCUUAUCACCAUCCUUAUCCUCUGACGAGUGCGGACAACCGUUGAUUAUUGAAAAUGAUGGAAAUGAAAUUUCCUCCUAUAUCGAAUCUACUUCUGGAGGAGGAAAAGGCAAAAACAAGUUAAACAAAGAACCGCCCAAUUGGGACAAGUUAAGGGUGAAAUAUUCUCAAGGCGUAUCAAAAAACAGAACCGAAUAUACAACGGAUUCUGUUGAUUGGGAGGCGGUUAGACAAGCGACCGUUGAUGAGGUGGCUAAAGCGAUCAUGGGGAGGGGAAUGAAUAAUUUGCUUGCUAGAAGAAUCAAGGAUUUUCUUGAGCGAUUAGCUAAAGAUCACGGUAGCAUUGACCUUGAGUGGCUAAGAGAUGCUAUGCCGGAGGAAACAAAGGCUUACUUGCUAAGUAUACCUGGCCUUGGCCUGAAGAGCGUAGAAUGUGUGAGGCUUUUGGCACUUCAACAACAAGCAUUCCCGGUUGAUGUGAACAUUGCUCGGGUCGCUGUGCGUAGAGGUUGGGUCCCUCUGCAAGCACUACCAGAGGGUGUCGAGAUACACCAUCUAAAUGACUAUCCUAAUCUAGAUAACGUCCAACAGUUCCUGUGGCCACUACUUCAACAGACAAUCUGUACAAAGAGAAAUCCAAAUUGCAGUGCAUGCCCGUUUACAGCAAGCUGCAAGCACUAUGCUAGUAUGUCCGCAAGUGCUAGACCCCGCCUCAAAGGCCCUCACGUGGAGAACUCACAUUAUCAGUCUUCAGAACGUUUCAGUCAGGAGUCGAUGGUGCUUUCCAAUUUGAAUAUACCAAAGAAUUGUGAACCAAUCAUAGAAAUGCCGGAGUCUCCAGUGCGAGAGGGUACACCGGACACGGACGCGGAUGCACAUUUUCCAUUGGAAUUUGAAGAUCACAACGAUGAGGAAAAAGAAAUUCUUACGCUCAAGCUCCGUUUCAUAGAUAGAGAGGAUGAUGGGUCCAAGACCUUGAUUACUUUGAGGCCUGAUAUGCCAUCUUUUCCAAGGCCCAAGCUGAAAGAUGUGAAGCGCUUGAGGACUGAGCACAUAGUGUAUGAGCUUCCGCCAUCCCAUCCUCUCUUGGCAGGGUUUGAUAAGUUGAUCCCAAAUGAUCGGUUUCGUUACCUUCUUGCAAUAUGGAUGACAGAUGAAACCACCGGAUCUUCCCAAGAUCCAAGAAAAGAAAAUAAUCGUCAGGAAUCGACGAACUCUGAACUAGAUACUCCGUCAGGGCAAAUCGUUAAAUACCGAAAUGAGUUGAUGGUUCAAGGAACAAUUUUGAUACCGUGCCGAACGGCUAAUAGAGGAUCCUUUCCACUUAAUGGGACCUACUUUCAGGUCAAUGAGGUGUUUGCUGACCAUGAUUCUAGCCUGCGACCAAUUGAUGUCCCCAGAGAAUGGGUUUGGAAUUUAAGGAGACGGCCAUUGUAUUGUGGGACAUCCAUACACUCGAUUUGUAGAGGUGAGUUGUAUUGUGGGACAUCCAUGCACUCGAUUUGUAGAGGUUAUGUAUGCAUUAGAGGGAUGGACAGAAAGACAACAGGACCAAGACCACUUCAAAAAAGAUUCCAUUUUUGCAAAACAAGGCCAGUCAAUUAUUGGGAAAAUUUAUAG
Messenger RNA from Striga hermonthica, 3456 nucleotides. Lineage: Eukaryota; Viridiplantae; Streptophyta; Magnoliopsida; Lamiales; Orobanchaceae. The record is from the annotation of a GenBank genome assembly.